This is a messenger RNA of Phycomyces blakesleeanus NRRL 1555(-), 3819 nucleotides long. RefSeq lists its product as hypothetical. Gene Ontology annotation, biological process: microtubule cytoskeleton organization; mitotic spindle midzone assembly. The coding region runs from base 1 to 3819 and encodes 1272 amino acids. Lineage: Eukaryota; Fungi; Mucoromycota; Mucoromycetes; Mucorales; Phycomycetaceae. Gene Ontology annotation, cellular component: cytoplasm; mitotic spindle midzone; spindle. The record is from RefSeq and is a predicted model, not a curated record. The transcript is spliced from 17 exons. Gene Ontology annotation, molecular function: microtubule binding.
AUGCAAUACUGUAAGGAGAAUUUGUAUUGGAAGAGGAGUGUGAUCGGUGGCAUCAGACGUCAGGCCUUAGUGGUACAGUCCAUGUGGCCAGAUUGCAGUAAUCAAUUGAUAAAGAAGUUAUUUGAAAAUGAAUAUUCAAUUGGCUUAAACGACCUUCAGAGCCUAAGCAAAGAUAUUCUUAAAGGGGUAACCGCAUGUCUUGGACGUCCUAUUCUUUGUUGGCUCCUGAGUAGUUUAGCCACGAGCCAGAUGUAUUCAUUAACCACAGUCACACAAGUCAGGCUCAAAACUGCCUUGCCCUGCUUUACUAUUUCUAGCUGUUCGAAUAGCAGCCCUAUUCUUUAUCCUCAUUACAAUUCUAGCUUUGUCGAAUCUCUUCAUCCCAAGCUAGAUCAACACCAGAACAGGCAGACAAUGGAGCAAUUCCACUCCAAAAUCUCUUCGCUUCAUUCUCUCUGGUCAUCCCUGGAGGCACUACAGGAUGCUUCGACUGUAGAUGCAAAACUCAAACCAGUAAUUGAUCAGUUAAACUUGGUUAUUGCUCAGGCACACUAUGAGAGGGAUCUUCUGGCUGCUGAUAUUGAGGAUAUCUUGGCCAGUAUCGAAGAGUCGUGCAAUAUUCUUGGAAUAGCAAUGGAAAAUAUUCUGGCAUCUGAUCUUAGUAAUGGGCUAUCAAUGGAAUACAGCCAGUACCAUCCUCAUAGAAUUGCACCUAGCUACUCAAAGCAAAAGGCUUUAUCUGCCCUUGACGCAAGAUUGUCUUCUGAAAUCCGCGAACGCCGCCGUCAUGUCAAGCAAUGGUUGGCGACGAUCGGCCGGCUCGCAACGGAGCUCGCGGAGUCUAAUUCAUGGUUGCCAUGGGAGGCUUAUUACGAUGAUCUAAGCUGGGGUACUGUUCAAGGGAUUAACUGCAAUUUACGAGAUCUUUUAAACCUAGAGACAGAGCACAAGUCACGAUUUGAAGCUGCUACUAGAUCGCUUCAUUAUUCAUGGACUGUUCUCCAUCAUAUUCCAGAUAAACAGGAUCCCUGGGAAGUAGCGCUUAAGAGUCUAUUUUCUGGUAUCAAGGUUGAUACAAACAUUGAAUCUGGUCCACCCAAUGUUAAAGAUGCAGCAGAGUAUUACCAAAAGGUGAUGCCUACACCCCUGUCGCUUGCACCAGAGGCAUUGCAUACCUUAGAGGACAAAGCCAGGCGAGCCAACGAUAUGUACAAAAGUCAGCUCGACACAUACCAUAGAUUGACCAAAAGGGUCCGUGCCAUCUGGGAUGAGCUCUGUGUUUCCGAAGACCAACGAUGCCAAUUGAUUCCCUCACUUGAACCUGGAAAUAUUCAAAAGAUCCAGGCUGAACUUGACAGUUUUAAAGACAUUGUCAAGAAAAUGACUGAUGGCUAUAUAUCAGUUCUCAAGGUAAGGCUAGACAGUCUUUGGGACACGUGUCUAGUUAACAAGUCAGAGAGAGAAGCGUUUAUUGCAAAGCUUUAUGAAGAAGCCAGCACAGUGGAGACAACGCGCGUGAUUGUCGAUGAGCAUAUCGCAUACCUCAAAACGAUACAGCACGAAAGCAGUACUGUUUCAGAACUUAUGAAACAACGCAAAGAACUUGUUCAGAAAAUGAUUGAUUUUGAAAAGAACGCGUCUGAUCCAAAACGUCUGUUCCAAGCAUCAUUUCAACUAUUAGACGAGGAACGAUGGCGCAAUACAUGUUUUCCAACUCUGGUGCGACUAGACAAUGAACUCAUUCAGGCAGUACAUGAAUUUGAGCGAAUAUCCCACAAACCAUUCAUGUAUAACGAUCGCCGAUAUCUUGACAUCCUUGCGGAAGAAAUUGCAGAUCGUUCCGCCAACCAAACAUUCUUUGGUUUUAUGAAUUCCGAACCAAACAACCGUUCGGCUCGUAAUUCUAAAACAAAGCAGCUCUCAAAAGCACGCCCUCCACUAAGCAUAUAUCCCUCAGAUACUUCAAAGAGAAAUACCCCUUCAAGUCAAAGAUCCUUACAAACAAAUGCACUGGUACCCUCUAAUUCACUUACACAACGAGGUUCAACAAAGAAAGUGAUGCCUUCUAAGAGAAAGGGCUCUCCUUCUGGCACUCUUUUAGAGCGCUCGCCAUCUCCUUCAGUUGAGAAAGGAAUUGAACAAAAAGCGACAGCAUCAAAAAUACCCUCAAUUAAUACUGUUGUUCUUGACUUGUCUAUUUCUGUCGCAAGACCAGCUACAUCUGUUUUGAACGAAAUAAAUAUAAGUCAAGAUGUCGCCACUUCGGAAAUAAGGGUCGACAAUUCUAUGGCAAAUUUGCCAACUUAUUCUAUUUCUGGUUCUGCACCAGUCCCCCCUGAACAAGCCAACAAAAGCAUGAUAUCUGGAAAAUCAAAGGUUGAUUGUCCUUUAUCUUGUUUACCCGUUUCCCCGAUUCUUCGUAGUCCAUCACCCAAACCAAAAACAAAUCAAAAGCAAGCUCCUGCAUAUUUAAAAGUUAAUCGCUCUUCAUUACCAGUUCUCUCCACCCCCACCCAUCUUUCUCCUGAACAACCGUCUGAAAUGUGUGUCGAUCUUCCAAACCUCAAAGCGCUGUGUCCAAGCCUUCUCCUCUCUCGUGCUUUUGCUUCACCGUCAUCCACAGACCAACCAAAUAAGCACGCAAUAAAACCAGACACCAAGACCACCAAGUCAGUGGACAUCCCAAAGUCGAACCCCAAAUCCCAAAGUCCCACAAAAUCGCCAAACUGCCCCGCUGACGAGUACCAGGCCUUUCUGGAUGAACAUAUGCAUAAAGAUAAGCUCCCAGAGCUCAAAUUAAAGGCGGACAGCCCUACUUCAUCUUGUUCGUCUCGCUCAUCAUGUUCGCCUGCAUCCACUGUAUAUGACUCAUCGUCUUUAACUGAAAACAAGACUGGCGAAUGUGUAGAUCAGCAAAGGUCCAGGACAGGUACUCCGUCUUCCCCUCGUGAUGCCCGUUCAUCUAAACCUAUCAAAUCCCCGAGCUACCCUGAUCAAGAAGACUACCAGGUCUAUCUGAUUGAGCAAAUGCUUAAAGGAACUUUGCCAGAAGUCAAGCCAAAUGUUUCUGACGACUAUCACCCCUUUCUCAUUAAGCAGAUGGUUACUGAAAAGUUGUCAGAGGGAAUAUCAAAGACCAGCAGCCAAGCUUCUUCGCGAUCAUUCGGAAAAUUUGAUUUUUCAUCUUCUUUAUUUGAAACAAAGGCCGAGAAAAGCGUUAGUGAAGUAAAGCCUAGAGCUGGACGUCCUUCCACUCCCCGUGCGCUUAAAUCACCAAACUAUCCAGCUGAAGAGUAUGAUGCAUUCUUAGUGAAAAAGAUGUUAAAGGAAAAACUCCCAGAAUUCAAAAUCAAGGGUGCUAGUCCGACCUCCUCACGCUCUUCUAGAUCUCCCGCUUCCGCUUCCGCCUCCUCUUCGUAUUCUAUGAACAACAUUAUCGACAAAAAUGUUGCUGUCGCAAAUGAUAAGGCUAUGAUCGAGGAAAAAUGGACACUAUCAAGUUCAUCGGAAAGCAGCCCUACUCCUUCUCGUCUACCUCAAGAGUUUGACUCUUCUGUAUUUUCAGUUGAGAGUGAGACCGAAUUAAUUAUUGCUAAUAAAAAUACCAAGAUGGCAAAACAGAAUAGCUAUCCUCCAGCUAGUCCAUCUCGUACGCCUAUUCCUACAUCUAGCCUUUAUUCAACUUCUGCUAAACAAAAAAGAAGAAGCAAGAUUGGGGAAUCAAAGUCUAAGUCAAAUUCCCUAACACCUUCUCAAUACCUGGAUCAAGAAAGAGAAUCUCGGCGUCAAAGCCAAAUACUACAAUCCUUUACCCAAUAG